Molecule: messenger RNA, 2842 nt
Organism: Ornithorhynchus anatinus (platypus)
Lineage: Eukaryota; Metazoa; Chordata; Mammalia; Monotremata; Ornithorhynchidae
Gene: SERTM1
Product: serine rich and transmembrane domain containing 1
Exons: 4
Coding region: 393-716 (107 amino acids)
Cellular component (GO): intracellular membrane-bounded organelle
Source: RefSeq, a predicted model, not a curated record
CAGCGACAGCGGCGACAGCGGCGACGGCGACAGCGGCGGGAGCAGAAAGGGAAUCAAAAUCCAAGGACUAAAUUAUUAUCAGGGACUCUACUGGAAAAAAUCAUGAUUAUCUGCAACUGAAGUCUUUUGAUGGAACUCGACUACAGAGAUGGAUUGAAACAGAAACCAAGGGAGAGAGAAAUCCAAGAUUUGGCUGAUUGCAGUCUCGAUGGACCCUUAGUGCCGCGCUCCCCUUUGGAAAGAAGCAGGCCGGUUCUGGUGAAAGAGCCUAAAAUUCUGGGUGACAGUUCUAUGGAUAAAUGAGAAGAUCCCGAUUCUGUCCCCUUGAGCCUAUAUAAGGACUUCCAGUUUCCAAAGAGACGCUUAUUUUCCCACCACCACCCUUAACAAAGAUGUCCGAACCUGACCCGUCAUCUGGAUUUGUGGGAAAUGCAGAGAAUGAGACCUUUCUGGAGCUAUUUCCCACAUCUCUGUCCACUUCAGUGGACUCAUCAUCCGGUCAUUUAUCCAACGUCUACAUCUACGUUUCAAUAUUCCUCAGCCUCUUAGCUUUUCUGCUUCUGCUCUUAAUCAUCGCACUGCAGAGGCUCAAAAACAUCAUCUCCUCCAGUUCCUCCUAUCCAGAAUACCCAAGCGAUGCUGGAAGUUCCUUCACGAAUCUAGAGGUCUGCAGCAUUUCCUCCCAGAGGUCUACUUUUUCAAACCUGUCCUCGUGAGAAGAAACCAAAAAGAGAACACUCUCUCGUAUGGAAACAGCACUGCCCGCCCUUUGGGGGAAAAGACCGUGGGCAGGUGUUGCCUGCAGAGUGGAUUAAAUGAUGAGAUAAGUGAUUUAUGUGUGCUGAAUUUCCCCCACGCUCUCUAGCCUCAACUUUCCUUUUCAUUAAUGAUGCCUUUUACAGGUGGGCAUGUGAUAAUGAUGCCCAUCCUUGAGGAGUGGUGAAGCAGCCAGGUGGGCUAUGUGGUAUCUGAUUCCUUUGGGAUGGGGGCAAUUGACUCGGUGUUGUGCAGAACCUUCCAUCUUGCCUGAAAUUCUUCUCAUUGGUGUGGACGGCCUAGAUGCCGAGAAAAACUUUUAGGUUCAUUCUUCCUACUGAAGCCAUCAUUCCAAUGGAGUCAAUGGGUAUGAAUGUAAUAAGCUUCUUAGCACUUAACAGAGCGUAUUUUCUGUAACUGUAACCUCAAUCUGAUGUCCCUUGUGAUAUGUUGGGAAAAAGUUUCAAAUAUUUACCACUCACUCUCCCGUUAAUAAAUCAGAAUAAUUGAAUUAGAUAAUUUAAAUUAUUCUGAAUUUUGAGGGAUUGGGGAGAGAAGGCUCACUGUUGCCGAAGAUGAUCAUAUAACAGAAUGAAAUCUGUGUUGCAAUCUGCCUUCUGGCCUUUCCUUUCAUAUGUCACGGCUCCAGCGUGUCACUGUUUUUGGCGGAGUCCACUGUGAGAAAGAGAGCCAUUACGAUAAGGAAUAUCCGAUGUAAAUUGGGGAAGGUUGGGAGGGGGCUCACUUUGCUUCGUACCCACCAUUCCCAUCAGUGAGCAUUAAGCACAUGAUGAAUGAACUCUAAACAUUUAAAGAAUUAUAUUUCAUACAGUGAUGACCCGUGGCAAUACAUCUGAAUGAAAUGUAUUCCUCUAUUCAAUUUCAUACUAAUUAAUGUAGUAACGUACUUGUGAAGAGUGCAAGGCAUCAUCGGAUCAUGGCCAAAAUUUCAAGAUGGGUAAUUAAACCUUCCCAGUGAAUGUGAACUGCCUUUCACAGCAGUUCUAUGUGACUCCUGUAAAUUAGGUUGGCAGAACUCUCAUGCUUCCACUUGCCGAAGCUCCUUCCUGAAUUAGUUCAGGCCAUUCUCCUGAAUGGCUGGCUUCCUUCCCUCAAUUCUACCACCGAGUUCAGUCAGGCCAAUGAAAACAGGCCCGGGACCUAAGAGAAAUCAAGCUACGAUAAAGCAGUCAUUUUCAUCAGAGACUGAAAUCCAAUACCACAGUAUUCUAACUGGAUUUUUGUCAGGUUACCAAGGUUUACCGGAGGCUAAAACUGUAAAGAGUGGAAAGGUUUAGUGGGAAACUUGCAGGUUGAAAGGAAUGUUUCUAGUGACAAGGUUAACUUUCCUGGCUUACAUUUUAGUAAUAGUAGUUGUAAUGUUAUUUACUGAUCCCCUUCUGGGUGAGGUACACUGUACUAAGCAGUUGGGAAAGCACAACAGAAGCACAAGACACAUUCUCUGCCCAGUAGGCGCUUAGCAAACCGGACUGACCGACUUCAAAAUUGUACUGGUCCUGAUGAUCUUCUGAUGAAAAAUCGUACAGGAUUUGUAUUGCCAUGUGCCUGCCCUUGUAGGUCCAAAUGAGAAAAAACACGGAAGAAAAAUCCUCUGUUAAGCAAAUGUAGCUAUCCCCUUUCCAAUCUUGUAAGCUGUAUUAUGAACCUGUCUGAAGUCUGAAAUUGCAUACUAUUGCUGCAGCAACAUGACCUAAGAGAGUGGAUUCUUGCCUCUUCCUUCCAGGAAUUUCAUCCAGCCUUUGGCAAUACAUCCAUUUGCAGAAAACACAUCUUCCUCAAAUGAGCCGUGAUUGCAAAUAGGACAUAGAUCACAAAUGUAAGUUGCGUUCCCGUAAUAUCAAAAGUUUUUUGGGUUUUUUUCAUUCUACUUUAUGUGCCUCAGAAGCAUUAUUUAUUGUGGAGUGGAAAGAAAAAAAACAAAAUAUUGGGUUAACUGGCCCUGGGUUACAAAUCUGUAAAGAGAAGCUGGUUUUUCAGCAGGUACAAGUGUCAGAUGAAUAUGGGCUGCUUAAAAUGUUCACAGGGGUGGAAGGAUCUGUUGGUUAAUAAAGAACUGGAGCCCAAA